Onychomys torridus (southern grasshopper mouse) is the source of this 2670-nucleotide messenger RNA. Its product is annotated as pyrin and HIN domain-containing protein 1-like. Gene Ontology annotation, biological process: cellular response to interferon-beta; activation of innate immune response. NCBI's taxonomy places the organism in Eukaryota, Metazoa, Chordata, Mammalia, Rodentia, Cricetidae. Gene Ontology annotation, molecular function: double-stranded DNA binding. The record is from RefSeq and is a predicted model, not a curated record.
AUGAGUGAAUACAAGAUAAUUGUUCUUCAACAAGGAUUAGAGGAUGUGGCUGUGGACGACUACCAGUUUAGGAGAAUCAAGUCCUUACUAAGAAAAAAACUAAAUCUAACAAAAAAGAUGCAGAAUGAUUAUGACAAAAUUCAGAUAGCUGACCUGAUGGAGGACACAUUUCCAAAAGAUACUGGACUGGACCUGUUGAUAAAUGUGUGUGAAAGCAUUGAAGAACUUGAAGACCUUGCUGAAAGGCUUAGAACAGAGCAAGCCAAAGUUAAAAAGCAAAAGAAAGGAAAAAACGAAACUGCAGUGAAAAAAAGAAAGCAGGAAGAACCCAGUAGUUCCCGAUCUUUCCACCAUAAUGAAUCAGACAUGAGUAAGCCCUCUGCACAGAAAAAGAGAAAACAAACCAUGAAAACUGAAGGUGGCAAGAAAAGCAAGCAGACUCCGCUUCCAGAACCUUCAGGAAGCAAAACACAAAGAGAUGAAUGUUGUCUUCAGACUCCUCAGAAGCCUCCACCAGCACUAUCCAGCAGUUCCUCAAGCAAGACACCAAGGUGUGGAAAUGUACCAAAGGAGCCUUCUAAGGUGGAAGGUCACCAUCGAGUUCCCAAAGAAGUGGUGGUGUUGAAAGUAACAGAACCAUUUACUUAUGAUUUGACUGAUGACAAAAGGAUGUUCCAUGCCACAGUGGCUACUGAGACUGAAUUCUUCAGAGUGAAGGUUUUUGACACAGCCCUAAAGAACAAGUUCAUCCCACAAAAGAUCGUCGCCAUAUCAGAUUAUUUUGGCGCCAAUGGGUUUCUGGAGAUAUAUGGAGCCUCUUGUGUGUCUGAUGUCAAUGUUAACCAAACGAUGAUUAUCUCAAAUACAGUGAGGAAAAGAGCCAAUGGAACUCCUAAAAUUAAGGAUCUUUUCUCUCAAACAAAAGAGACAUAUGUGAAUGGAGUGUUUGUGGUAACUAAGAAAAAUGAGAGAAAUGACUUCAUUUACUAUGGGACUGAAGAUGAUACCGGGAAAAUGGAAGUGGUGGUCUCUGGACCACUGACCAGUAUCAAGUGUGAGCCAGGCAAUAAAGUUCAACUCAUCUGCUUUCAAUUGACCUCAAAUGAAGAUACUUGGCAGCUGAAGUCUGUAAGGCACAGCUACAUGCAGAGUACCAUAGAGACACACGUUUCCCAGAAAAAACACCAGCUUCUAGAAUUUUCAGCAACCAGCAACUUUUCAGCUGCCAAUAAACUCCAGACUCUUCCAGAAGUUGCAGCAGCCGCAGCUUCACCUAACAACCUCCAGACUUCUCAGAGACCUCUAGGAACAUGCUUCACUUUGAAAAUGUCGUCAGGCUCUCCAGCACCACUUUGCCAGAAUUUUCCAAUGUCUCCAGCAUCAGACUCCAGCAUUCAUCUGAACUCUCCAGUGCCUCUAACACUGUCCAGUGGUGUCCAGGCUCCUGAUGUACCUCCAGCAACAAUAUCUGGUAAUAGCUGGGUCCCUCACAUGCCUUCAGAAACACUGUCCAGCUCUUUCAGUGUUCCUCAGAUGUCUCCAGUAUCAGUGUCCAGCAGUGCCCAGAAUAUUCACAUACCUACAGCAGCAACAGUCAAAAGCAAACAGUCUCCUCACAGUCCUCAAGUAACAACAUCCAGACCUGCCCAAAACCCUAAAGGGCCUUCAGCAACAUUGAGAAGUGAAGCCCAGUCCAGAACGAUGACUCCAGCAAUAUUCAGGUUCCCCAUGCUCUUCCAGAAGCAGUACCCAGAAAUGACAGCACCACCCACACAUCUCAAAGAGCAACAUCCAGUGGCACUCAGACUCUUAACUCUGCUACAUAAGAGCAUCACAGAGGGUACAUGCUCCUCAGUUGCCUUCAGCAACAGCAUUAGAAGGUCUCCUGGCUCCACGUGGAUCUCUACCAACAGCAUCCAGCAGUCUCCUGCAUCCGCAGGUGUCCCCAGCAACGGCAUCCAGUGCUCUCCAGGCUCCUCUGGUGACUCCAGCAACAAGAAGCAGCCAUCCAUCAGGGGGUAUAGUAUGACACCAAGGUGUGGAAACUUACCAAAGGAGCCUUCUAAGGUGAAAGGUCACCAUCGAGUUCCCAAAGAAGUGGUGGUGUUGAAAGUAACAAAACCAUUUACUUAUGAUUUGAUUGAUGACAAAAGGAUGUUCCAUGCCACAGUGGCUACUGAGACUGAAAUCUUCAGAGUGAAGGUUUUUGACACAGCCCUAAAGAACAAGUUCAUUCCACAAAAGAUCAUCGCCAUAUCAGAUUAUUUUGGCGCCAAUGGGUUUCUGGAGAUAUAUGGAGCCUCCUGUGUGUCUGAUGUCAAUGUUAACCAAAUGAUGGUUAUCUCAAAUACACUGAGGAAAAGAGCCAAUGGAACUCCUAAAAUUGAGAAUCUUUUCUCUCAAACAAAAGGGACAUAUGUGAAUGGAGAGUUUGUGGUAACUAAGAAAAAUGAGUGGAAUGACUUCAUUUACUAUGGGGUUGAAGAUGAUACCGGGAAAAUGGAAGUGGUGGUCUAUGGACGACUGACCAGUAUCAAGUGUGAGCCAGGCAAUAAAGUUCAACUCAUCUGCUUCCAAUUGACCUCAAGAGAAGAUACAUGGCAGCUGAAGUCUGUAAGGCACAGUUACAUGCAGAUUAUCAAUGCCAGAAGGAGAGACACUCAAUCCUGA